GAGAGAGAGAGAGAGAGAGAGAGAGAGAGAGAGAGAGAGAGUAGGAGUGGGGUGAGAGUGUGCAACAGCGUGCUGGGGUAGAUGAGCCAAGCUUUCACACACGCUGACACACACCACAGCGUGAAAAGCAAAGCAGAGCUAGAGAGGGCAGUGUGUGUUCAUGUGUAUAUGUGUGUAAGAGAGAAGAAGAAAGAUAGAAAGCAGGGACAAGGAGGACAAGACAAGAAAGUGUGAGGACUGCCUGUAUUAGCCUGCUUAUUCUCAUUUUCUUGGCACUCUUGACUGUUUGGAUGAUGAAAGGAAUAUGAAGGUUUAAUGCUUCUCUCCGGGGCAAAUCUGGAAACCUCAGGGAAAUACCAUAGCGAAAUCCUCAAGCAACAUAAUUCCUUUUACACCACUUGGGAUUUGUAAGAUUCUUUUGAAACGGGUACCUGCUGGGACUCUCUUUACAUUAGAGGCAUCUGGAGAAAUGGAGCUGAAAGGGAAUGUGCUUUUGAUGCAAUGCGUGGUCCACACAAGCACCAGUCCAAUACCUUGUGGAAAUUUGCCAAGACAGGACCCAUGGCAAUAGGACUCAACACUUAUCCUCUGUAUAAGUUGACUGUCCAUAAGGCAUAUGAAUCCAGAUUGUUCAGUGGAGCUUAUACUGGAGAUGGAAAAUGUCAUUAUUUCCAUGAACAAGCAAAACAGUGGCAUGAAAUAAAUGACUAAAUGUACUUCAGUGGAAGGGGAUGGAUUUAUUAUUCGCAACAGCAAUGACAAAAUCUGGAUUUAUGGGCUACUGUUAACAAGGGGGAUGAAAGUCCCCCCUCCACAUACACAUAACCACUCACAAGGGCUGACCUCACCAAUACUGUGACCUUGGUUUCCUUGGUGGAGGCUUAUGUAAAUCAACAACAGCAAAUCAAUAAGGACUUAUCACCGUGCUUCGUCCAUAAAAUCUUAAUUACGGGAAUACAGUGCAGCCAACAGAAAGUCACAUUGAUAUAGAACAGGGUCAUUUGAAUCCUAUGAAUAACUGGAAACAUCUGAAGCUUUAAAAGACUGUUAUUUUUAAACCUGAAGUGGAUGUAUUAAUAGAUCAAUGUGUGAACUUUGCUCUGGAUCAUUCCAAACGAUUCACUGGAUUUCCUUUAUGGGUUUUAAUACUGUAUCUAAUUGCAUGAAACUUGGACAGAACGGGGUUUCUAAAUGGGAGAGAUAUAGGACAGUUUUAUCCAUGACCCACAUGGAAUGUGAAUACUGACCUAUUACUUUUAAACCAGAACAUGGCAGUGACCCAAGAGUUGCAAUCAGUUUGAUAAAAAAAUAAAGAAGUACCAACCUAUUGUGGAAACCAGGAGAUGUGAAUUCCCUGCUGGACUGCAAGGAUUACAAAAGGUGCAAAACUCUCCUUUGAAAAUGCUUGGGUGUGAUGUUCGACUUGGACUCCACCCAGACUCUUCUGGGCCAACCACAGGCUGUGGGUACUGAAGGAGACAGAGCUCUGGAGAGGGGAUAAUGCACAAGCCUAUCCCUUCAGCACAGGAGGAAGAAGGCAUCAUGAGUAACGUUACAGUCUUGGACAUCACUGAGACCGUAAGCCCAGCCAUGACGGCUGACGAACCUCACCCCUACCCCCUCAGCUUUCAGGUCUCCCUGACCGGCUUCCUGAUGCUGGAGAUAGUGCUGGGCCUGAGCAGCAACCUCACUGUGCUCGUCCUGUACUGCAUGAAGUCCAACCUGGUCAACUCUGUUAGCAACCUCGUGACCAUGAACCUGCACGUACUCGAUGUGCUGGUGUGUGUGUGCUGCAUCCCGCUGACCAUCGUUGUGCUGCUUCUCUCACUACAAGGUGACACUGUGCUGGUUUGCUGCUUCCAUGAGGCCUGUGUGUCCUUCGCUAGCGUGGCUACGGCAGCAAAUGUCUUAGCCAUCACACUGGACCGCUAUGAUAUCUCUGUCAAACCAGCCAAUCGUGUGCUGACCAUGGGCCGAGCGGUGACUCUGUUGGGGGGUAUCUGGGUGCUGUCUUUUCUUAGUUUCCUGGUGCCCUUCAUUGAGGUGGGCUUCUUAGGACCAGAGCCAACCAAAGCUAACCAAACUGUUGUGGUGCAUGUUAAUGAGUACUACACAGAGUUAGGCCUAUAUUACCACCUGGUUGCACAGAUCCCUAUCUUCUGCUUCACUGCUGUGGUCAUGCUGGUCACUUACUCUAAAAUCCUGCAGGCGCUAAACAUCCGCAUCGGAACACGCUUUCACGCCUCACAGAAGAAGAAGAAGAUGCGAUGGAAAAAGAACAUCUCACUCAUGUCGUCCUCACAACAGCAGCUGCCCGAAGUCACAGAUGGCUCUCAGGCGAGCAGUGGGAACCGUAAUGUGCCACUGGGCAUGAGAACCUCAGUGUCUGUGAUCAUUGCCCUGCGGCGAGCAGUGAAACGUCACCGCGAGCGGCGGGAGAGACAGAAGCGGGUGUUCCGCAUGUCACUCCUUAUCAUCUCCACUUUCCUUCUGUGCUGGACCCCUAUUACUGUUCUAAACAGCAUCAUCCUCAGCACAGGCCCCAGUGACCUCAAUGUGAAGCUACGUCUGGGCCUCCUGGUCAUGGCGUAUGGAACAACAGUCUUCCAUCCGCUCCUCUACGCUUUCACGCGGCAGAAAUUUCAAAAGGUUCUAAAAAGUAAGAUGAAAAAGCGGGUGGUGUCCAUCAUCGAGACAGAUCCAAUGCCCACAAAUUCAGUCAUAAAAAACUCAUGGAUUGAUCCCAAGAGAAAUAAAAAAGUGACAUUCGAGGAUCAUGAAGCCAAACAAAAGUGUCUUUCAUCUGAGGAUGUUGACUAAGUACCAGUACUUGCAGGAACACCAGUACACAUUGUAGCCUCAAAAAUCUUCAUUAUGGUCAUAAUGGAAAGAAAUUGACUCAAGUGUGUGCUAUAGAUGGAACUGCAUUAGAUGUGAAUAUAUGAAUUAAUAUCAGUUUAUUACUAUUUAUAUGAACUUCAAAUUUAGUAUAAUAGUAUGACAUUCACUGUGCUGUUGAAAACUGCAUGUUUUUAUAACACUGUACAUAGAAUUCGAUAAUUGCGAUGUGUAUAUACACACAUUAAAUACUGUAUGUAUCAAUAUUAGAAUACAUAGACAACACAUACAAGUAUUUGUAAUAAAUUAGGCAAAAAUAUGUC
Ictalurus punctatus (channel catfish) is the source of this 3161-nucleotide messenger RNA. It is a transcript of the gene gpr22b, whose product is annotated as G protein-coupled receptor 22b. Gene Ontology annotation, cellular component: membrane. Bases 1501 to 2820 code for a protein of 439 amino acids. NCBI's taxonomy places the organism in Eukaryota, Metazoa, Chordata, Actinopteri, Siluriformes, Ictaluridae. The record is from RefSeq and is a predicted model, not a curated record. The transcript has 3 exons. Gene Ontology annotation, molecular function: G protein-coupled receptor activity; peptide binding. Gene Ontology annotation, biological process: G protein-coupled receptor signaling pathway.